This is a messenger RNA of Talpa occidentalis (Iberian mole), 930 nucleotides long. RefSeq names its product olfactory receptor 4C45-like. The transcript has a single exon. Gene Ontology annotation, biological process: G protein-coupled receptor signaling pathway. NCBI's taxonomy places the organism in Eukaryota, Metazoa, Chordata, Mammalia, Eulipotyphla, Talpidae. Gene Ontology annotation, molecular function: olfactory receptor activity; G protein-coupled receptor activity. Gene Ontology annotation, cellular component: membrane. The coding region runs from base 1 to 930 and encodes 309 amino acids. The record is from RefSeq and is a predicted model, not a curated record.
AUGCAAAGAAUGAACAAUGUAACAGAGUUCAUCCUACUGGGCCUGACCCAAAAUCCAAAACUGCAGAAACUCUUACUUUCUGGGUUUUUAAUCACCUAUGUGAUUACUCUGGCAGGUAACCUGCUUAUCUCAUUCACCAUCUUCGUCACCCCAGCUCUAGGUUCUCCCAUGUACUUUUUUCUGUGCUAUUUGUCCAUCAUAGAUGGUUUCUACUCAUCUUCCAUAGCUCCCAAAAUGAUAUUUGGCUUCAUCAGUGAAAAGAACACGAUAUCCUUCAAUGGCUGUAUGACUCAGCUCUUUGCUGUACAUUUAUUUGCUGGAGCUGAGAUUGUCUUGUUAAUUGUCAUGGCCUAUGACCGCUAUGUGGCCAUCUGUAAGCCGUUGCAUUACAGGACCAUCAUGAGACAACCUCUGUGUGUUUUCCUGGUGGGAACGGCUGGAUUUGUAGGGUUUCUUCAUGGAGGAAUUCAAGUUUUACUCUUGGUCCAGUUACCAUUCUGUGGCCCCAAUGUCAUUGACCACUUCAUGUGUGACUUAAUUCCUGUCCUGAAACUAGCCUGCACGGACACUCACAUUUUGGGACCCCUCAUUACUGCCAACAGUGGCUCAAUGUGUUUGCUCACUUUUUCCAUGCUACUUACUUCCUAUAUUGUCAUCCUGCACUCCCUGAGGAAUCACAGUGCAGAGGGGCGUCGCAAAGCCCUGUCUACCUGUGCCUCUCACGUCACUGUGGUCAUCUUGUUCUUUGUACCUUGUUCAUAUUUGUACCUAAGACCCAUGAUCUCCUUCCCCACUGACAAAGCUGUCAUGGUGUUUUGCACCGUAGUAACUCCUAUGUUGAACCCCUUAAUCUAUACCUUCAGAAAUGCAGAAAUGAAAAAUGCCAUGAAGAAACUCUGGAGGCAAAUAAUGAAGAAACUCUGCAGGUAA